Molecule: messenger RNA, 1338 nt
Organism: Papilio machaon (common yellow swallowtail)
Lineage: Eukaryota; Metazoa; Arthropoda; Insecta; Lepidoptera; Papilionidae
Gene: tex
Product: THO complex subunit 3
Exons: 7
Coding region: 64-1050 (328 amino acids)
Biological process (GO): mRNA export from nucleus
Cellular component (GO): THO complex part of transcription export complex
Molecular function (GO): protein binding
Source: RefSeq, a predicted model, not a curated record
GUUUCGAAGUUGGUUUGUUUUGUUUAUUUAAUAUGGAUUUAUAAACUUAAUUAAAAAAUUAAAAUGAAAGAUCCUAAACAGAUACAAACUCCUAUAGAGGAUUUAGCAGAACUGCGGAGUUAUUUUGCCUCCCAUAAUGUUGUUAGAGAAUAUAUAGCGCAUACAUCGAAAGUUCAUUCCGUUGGUUGGUCGUGUGAUGGAAGAAGACUUGCUUCCGGGUCCUUUGAUAAAAGCGUAGCGAUAUUUAAUUUGGAAAAAAGCAAAUUGGUCCAGGACUUUGUAUUCAAAGGGCACACAGGAUCUGUAGACCAGCUGUGUUGGCACGCCUCGCAUGCGGACCUCCUCAGCACAGCCAGUGGUGACAAAUCUGUUAGGAUAUGGGAUACCAGAUCACAUAAAUGUGCAGCCAGCAUAUCAACAAAGGGUGAGAAUAUAAACAUAGCGUGGUCACCCAAUGGUAGCACUAUAGCUGUUGGUAAUAAGGAGGACCUUGUUUCAUUUAUAGAUACCCGUACAUACAAGGUGGUGACUGAAGAGCAAUUUAACUUUGAAGUGAAUGAAAUCUCUUGGAACAAUGACUCUGAUCUCUUCUAUCUGACGAACGGACUUGGCUGUGUUCACAUUAUGACAUAUCCAGGUCUCCAACUGCAGACAGUGCUGAAAGCUCACCCGGGCACUUGUAUCUGUAUAGAGCAUGACCCCACAGGCCGGUACUUUGCCACGGGCUCUGCUGAUGCUCUCGUGUCACUCUGGCAUGUGCAUGAACUCGCCUGUCUGAGGGUCUUCUCUAGGUUAGAAUGGCCGGUGCGCACAUUGUCAUUCAGUUUUGAUGGUCGUCUGCUGGCCUCCGCUAGUGAGGACCAUGUUAUUGACAUUGGUGACACGGAGACAGGUGAGAAGGUAGCAGAGAUCCCGGUGCAAGCGGCCACAUUCACAGUGGCUUGGCAUCCCAGCCGUUACCUGGUGGCCUUUGCCUGUGAGGACAAGGAGCCACCGGAACGCAAGCGGGAUGCAGGGAACCUCAAAUUAUGGGGACUGCCUAACAACUAGCUGAUAUAGUUAUGUGCAAACUUUAUAACGGCUUGGAAUAUCACACCGGAGGUAAAGAAGACAUGGAAAUAAUUUCGGAUAAAUGAGUUCAGAAUAAGUAAUAAAAAUUUUCGAAUGGAGUCUAAAAGAAAAUGUGUCAUAAUGUAUAGAAAAUUAUCAAACAUCGCUGACACUCACAAAAUUGGCAAAAGCUUUGGCACAGAAAAUGCCAUAAAAAAUACUAGACAACUACAGUAUAAGGAUUUUAUGACACUUUGACAAUGACAGUCAAUCUUAUGAGCUCUCAUA